AAUAACCAGGACAGUUCCAACUAGCUAGCUAAAUAAGUUUUGAAAGACAGACUUUGUUAUUUUAUACAAUUUUCACUUAGCUGACAAGCUAGUAUAUUAUCUAUUAAGUGUUUUUGACGUCACCAAAAGUCACCUCAGUAUCGCCUGAACCGUCGUUUCUGUUGUCAGAUUUGCACAGGUUUGCUAACACUAGCUAGUUUACCAGUAUGGAUGUCUUACGUCCUCCUCUUAUAAAUAUAAAUGGAAGAAUAUACCGCAGGAAUAUAAUUAAGGAAGAGCAUUAUGAGGAAGAGGAAGAGUUUUCUUACAUGGGACCACCAGAUGAUGAAGAGCUUGGAGAAGAUGAAACCUGUGAUACCCACUUAAUUGAACAAAGUGAUAAAGGAUAUCGCUGUGCCAUCGAUGUCCCAAGUGUUCUUUACAAAUACAUCAUUGGGAAAAAAGGAGAAACGCGUAAACGUCUGGAGUUUGACACAAAGACGUCUAUUAACAUCCCAAAACAAGGAGUGGAAGGGCAGAUUGUCAUUACAGGUUCCACCAAAACUGCAGUUUCAUCUGCUGUCACUCGGGUGGAGGUCCUUGUUGAGAAUUUCCGGAGGAAGCAGCCCUUCACACACUUUUUGUCAUUCCCUUUAAACGACUCAAAAAUUCAAGAGGGAUUCCUGAGAUUUAAAGAUGAGGUUUUGAAGCAAUGUUCACAGGAUCAUGGAGUAGAGGAAAGCAUAUUUCAGAACCCUGCAAAGCUCCACUUGACCAUCGGCACCUUGGCUCUGUUAAAUGAAAUGGAAGUGAGAAAAGCAUGUGAACAUCUCCAAGAGUGUCAAAACUUCAUCAGAGACAUCACUGAAGGAAAACCUCUCCCACUGGAGGUGACAGGCAUAGAGUACAUGAAUGAUGACCCAGCAGUGGUGGAUGUUUUGUAUGCGAAGGUCAAUGUUCGAGAUGGAUCUGACAGGUUGCAGGUGAUUGCAGACAGACUGGUAGAGCAUUUUGUCUCUGCAGGGCUGAUGGUCCGAGAGUGGGACAGAGUAAAGCUACAUGGUACUGUGAUGAACACUCUGUUCAGAAAAGACUCCACAGUGGAAGAUACGGGCGCAGCAGGACGUCAAACCGUCAAUGAAAGAGAGGCUUUUGAUGCCAAAAACAUACUAAAGAAAUUUGAUGCUUAUUGUUUUGGAGAGUUUGAGCUGAAUACUGUCCAGCUGUCCCAGAGAUAUUCAACAGACUGCACUGGAUACUACAGCUCUGCAGGGAGCAUCAGCUUGUCUUGAGCUCAUGCAAGAGUGAGCAUAUACUGAGUGACCACAGUCACCAGAUCUCAGUCCAAUAGAGGACCUCUAGGAUGUGAUGGAAAGGAAGAUUGGCAUCAAGUAUAUGCAGUCUGUAUCACCUGCCUGAUGCUGUCAAGUCAAUGUGGACCAUAAUCUUUGGGGAAUGUUUCCAGCAGCACAGUAACAAUUUCAUCUAAAUAUUUGGCUUAAACCAUUUACAAUCUUUGCAUCUUGUUCAUGUUUACACUUUACACAGCAUCCCAAUAGAUUCAAAUGCAGAUCUUCUGCCAAACUGGCUUCUAUAGCUGUCCAAACACUGGUUGAAUUUCAUGCUGCUCUAAUCUCUUGCUUGCAGUACUCUAGGUCAUAGCCAUGAUUUACACCUUUCCUUUCAUCCUUUCAACGCACUGCCUCAUGAAAGUAUGAAUGCAUCACCGAUAUGAUCUUUCAGACCUUUUUUUCUCCUCCAGCUUUUUUUUUUCCAUCAUUUUUCUUUAAAUCUUUGCCUUUCCCACAUGAACCUUGUCUUCACUCCCGACUGUCAACAGUGUCAGUGAAUACAGACACUUGCUUUUGCCGUCACAGCUUUUUUUUUUAUUUUCGCUUUCCCCUCAGCUGGCAAUGCUCUCUGUUUGGAAUGCAGGAGGGUGAUUGCCAGGCAGCCAAAAGUUACACUGAUAAAAACAAAGGGGUCUUUUUGUUUGUCAGCUUUGCAACCCUGUCCUAUCCACCCUCCCAUCCCAGCAGUGGCAUGAUUUUCUUUUCUUCUCUUUUUUCUUGAAGCUGCUUGCACAGAUUCCCAUGCAGAUUUUGUUAUUGGAUAUAGACUAGCCAGCUGAGCUGCCCAUACCCUAACUAUUUCAUUGUCUUGGAGUGGAAUCUUUUCCGACCUAGGACCUGGGACCUAAUUAAUCAUGCCCAGAGCUCUUGACAGCAUGCUUUUUAGUGGGUCAGGAUUGCAUCCAACGUAAAAGCACUCCAGCUAAUAACAGAAUUCUGACACUUGCCAAUACUAUUGCUCCUAAGCACAAAAAGAAAGCAUCACAAGGCAAUUGAAAUUUGAUUGAAUUCAUUGAGACUAUGCCUCUGUUUUUCUUU
Molecule: messenger RNA, 2369 nt
Organism: Pundamilia nyererei
Lineage: Eukaryota; Metazoa; Chordata; Actinopteri; Cichliformes; Cichlidae
Gene: ascc1
Product: activating signal cointegrator 1 complex subunit 1
Exons: 10
Coding region: 207-1271 (354 amino acids)
Biological process (GO): regulation of DNA-templated transcription; DNA alkylation repair
Cellular component (GO): nucleus
Molecular function (GO): RNA binding
Source: RefSeq, a predicted model, not a curated record